Messenger RNA from Colius striatus (speckled mousebird), 2584 nucleotides. Its product is annotated as endogenous retrovirus group K member 5 Gag polyprotein-like. The record is from RefSeq and is a predicted model, not a curated record. Gene Ontology annotation, molecular function: zinc ion binding; structural molecule activity; nucleic acid binding. NCBI's taxonomy places the organism in Eukaryota, Metazoa, Chordata, Aves, Coliiformes, Coliidae. The transcript is spliced from 2 exons. The coding region runs from base 634 to 2568 and encodes 644 amino acids. Gene Ontology annotation, biological process: viral process.
AGACCAAUCUGCCUGAAAGGGUAGAAUGGCCCUCGAAAGGAUUUGCCUGGUAAGGGUUAAUCUUUUCUAAGGAAGCCUGCCUGAAAGGGUUGGCUCCUUAAACAAAGCCCCUAACUUAAGCAAAAACAUCCUGUAUACACAACAAUGAUAACGACACCAGAUGUCUUGUAGCCACGGAACAUAUAUCACAAAAAUGUAGUAAACAGUACCAUAAAUUUUGUAGAUAACAUUUGAUUGAUUUGUAGCAUAUAGAAAAUAUACGUACUCAUAUUGUUUGUUAACCUAUACUGAUGACCUUUGCGAUAUGUACUGACUAUAAAAAGAGCAUAAGAAGAAGCAAUAAACUGUCACUUGCUCAAAGAGCAGUGGUCCGCCUGUCCUUCAUCGUCCUGGAAAGAGCUGGUCUCUGACAAAUGGUGCCGAAACCCGGGAAACUCGGUUGCCUUUGACCAGGGUGAGCUGCCUCCGAAUCAACAGAACCGCGAUUUUCCGUUGACCAAGUCUGAGACUAAGUCUGGAUCCAGCCGCACCUAAGCCCUUUCUAUAAGGUGUCUUAGAAAGCAAGGGGGUCCAAACUGAACCUCGUGACUCAACGGUAGGGCUCCCUCAUAUUCAGCAUUUACAAUUUAAAAUAUGGGACAUGUACAUAGUACGGAAAGACAGCUGUUUGUAGCUAUGGUCAAGACAUUGUUAAAAAGUCGAAAUAUAUCUGUAACCACCAAGCAAGUGGGUGGAUUUUUAGAAUUUAUAGACACUGUGUGUCCUUGGUUUCCGAAUAAAGGCACUAUUAACUUGGAAACCUGGAAUAAGGUUGGUGAAAACAUUAAAGGCUAUUAUGCUGCUAACGGCCCUGAUAAGAUCCCUAUAGAUGCUUUUCCUUUAUGGAUUUUAAUUAAAGAAUGUUUACAAGGUGAUACUGAAUAUGAUAAAUGGCAACGACAAACACGUCCUCGAUCUCGUUCAGCGGAUUCAGGUUUAAAACCUUCUGCUCUUACUAAUCCCGAUUCACAACCCUCUGCUCCACCUGAAUAUCCAUCAAUAAUCAAUAAUGAACAAAAAGAUAUUCAGGAAUCUAAAUUUAAAAAUCCCUUUCUUAUGUACUCAAAUACGGGAGGUAAAAAAUGCCGACCGUUAAAACAAAGCAAGAGCGCCUUGAGACCUAUAGAAUUAUCUGAAGAAUUAUCCUCCGAUGAGGAAGCUGAAUUAGAAAAAGAAGCUGCUCAGUAUCAUAAUGAAGAUGAUCAAGUGUUUGUUAAUACGCCUUUUAAAUUGAAGAAACAGCAAACACUUUUAAAAAAGGAACCUGUUGUUUUACCAGCAAUAGAAGCUGAUAGACGUCCGCCCCCUCCUGACAUAUACCAUCAAAUAUCACCUCACUCACCCUUACAGUUAUCAUUGCUACAAGCUAAACAACAAGGUGAAGAUGUGAGUGGGUUUUCAAAAAUAUUGCAUGCUUAUCCUAUAACAUAUGCUCCUCACCCUACUCAAGCCAAUGUUAGAAUUGCUACAUAUACAUCCAUUACAUUUAAGAAUCUUAAAGAAUUGAAAACAGCUGCUGCUCAAUAUGGUGCAACUGCACCAUAUACUAUUGCUAUUUUAGAGACCAUUGCAGCUGAAGUUCUUCCCCCAUGGGACUGGAAAGGCUUAGCUAAAGCUACCUUAACGGGAGGAGAAUAUUUGUUAUGGCUUACAGAUUUUAUGGAUUCCUGUUAUGAUUAUUCUCAAAAACCACACUUUCGCCAACAAGGAAUUACUCAUGAAAUGUUAGCUGGCACAGGACCGCAUGUUGAUCUGGCACAACAAUUAACUUACCCUGCUGCGACAUAUGAUGCCAUUCGAGAAAUUGGUUUGAAAGCCUGGAAAGGGCUACCUAGACAUGGAACGUCUAGGGAAGAAUUAACUAAAGUCCGACAGGGACCAGAUGAACCUUAUCAUGAUUUUGUAUCUCGUUUGUUACAAACUUCAUCUAGGCUCAUACAAGACACCGAUUCAGCUAUGAUUUUAGUUAAGGAAUUAGCUUUUGAAAAUGCUAAUAAUAUCUGUCAAUCCAUAUUAAGACCUUGGAAAAAUAAAUCAACAUUAAAUGACUAUAUCAGAUUAUGUUCUGAUGUUAGCUCUGGAUAUAUUCAAGGCAUAGUCACUGCCGCAGCACAACAGGGCAAACCUGUUGAGCAAGUUUUAGCUGCAAUGCAAUUUAAGAAAAACAGAAGGGUUGCAGGCCCUCCUGGUAGCUGUUUUCAUUGCGGACAAAUGGGGCAUCAAGUACGUCAAUGUCCUAAUAAAAAGAUUCCAAGUAAUAAUGGAAAAAAUCCAGGUUUAUGCCCAAAAUGCAAAAAGGGUAAUCAUUGGGCUAAUGAAUGCCGAUCUAAAUAUGAUAAGAACGGCAAUUCCUUACAGUCAGGAAACUUCUCAAUGGGCUUGCCCCGGGCCCACCCAAACAAACAGGGGAUGUAUCCUGUGCAGGUGCAAACCUCAGAGCACCAGCUAAACAAUCCAUUUCACAACUCCACCGAGCCACCAGUCAUAGUGCCGGACUGGACCUGUGUUCCUCCUCCCACUUCGUAUUAACACCUGAAAUGGGGGC